AAGGCACGGGCCAGUUGGGUGGGGCUGGGGCCCCAUGAGUGGAGUUGUGGAGCUGGGGAGGACUACACCCUGCUGCCCGGGCCCAGAUGCCGGAAGCCUGACACCCCACACUCGAAGAACUUGCUCAGGAACUGGUGGCUGUGCCACUGUGUACAGAGCCUAGGAGAUCCGGAGGCCUAGAGCGUGAGGUCCGCCUCAACUGGGCCGCAUGUCCGGCUGGCUGGUGUUCGUGCUUAGAGGAAUGUGGUGGACACCUGCUUGGGCUAAGAGCCUGUCUUCAGUGAAAGGCCCAUCUCUGUUUCCCAUAUGAUGUGACUUUGGUCGUAGCCUUGUAUGAAAAAGAGAAGCCACUGAGAAAGUUGCCAGCACCAUUUCUGGUGGCUCUGGAUCCUCUCUUAUGAAGAUCUUGAAGAAGAAGCAUCACCUGAUUGAAACGAUAAAUUAUAAAGGGACAGUGUCCCUGUGAGGUAACAUGGCCCCAAGUCAGCUGUUAAGGAGUUAGAGGUAUCAUUCAGAUCUGUGGCCACUGAACUCAAGGAAGAACAAAGAUCAAUAUAAUCAAGACCUGGAAUGAGGAUAUAUCUGAAAACUUCUGCCAUAUCAUUUCUAAAUAUCAAGUCACCAAAUUGAAUGUGAAGCCAAUGCUAUGGGAACACAUAAAAAACAGCAGAGAAUGAUGGGAUUUGGAUUGAGUGUGAUGUAUUCAAGGAGAAGAUCAUGAUAACAGGUUGUUUGGAGGAGGUGAAAAGAAUUCACAACAAUUAAAGACAUCAGCCAUUAACACUGAGAAGGAAAAAACAAAAUUUGACAGGGAAUGUGGCUGGUUCUUUUUCUGGUUUUCAUAUCAGUGCUUUGAAAGAAUCUGUACCAAAGGAAUUCUUGGGGUGGGAGUUCAUUAAUCUUGCUUGCACCAAACAUACCAGAGUCCAUGCAGGAGAAUACAAAGAAUAAAAUUCCUGAGCGAGCGAAAUGGACUGCUCAAGAAGUGCAUUCCCAGUUCUUCUGGGGUUUUCUGUUUUUUAUAGAAAGUAGAGUGUGGAAAAUUCUCUAACAUUGUUUUGUUUUAAGCAAAGAAAAUUCAUAACCUUUUUGAGUUAGAUCAGGCAUGAAAAGUACAUUUCAUUUCAUGGGUUACUUAGCACUGAGAGACAGUUGUUGCCUGGGGCUCUGUGUUGACUAAGACUCUGAAACUAUCUGGAUGAUUGAAAAAGAGUGUUGAUACCAAUUAACAUCUGUCACACGUGUGGAUGAUGAGGUAUAGGGGGAUAGGGAGGUGAUGUGCACCAUGUUUUUACCAUAGUCAAAAGACCAAGUCAGCGGGAAAAACUGUCUUCCAGACGGAAAUGUGAUAGCCUCGGCCCAAACCACAGAAGGUCUAAACCUCGUAUUAAUGGCUGGAAAUGUUACUAAUUUCCAGGCCCAUGUGAUUGUCAACACUGUUUCCCAGACACUUCAACUUGGAAAUGGACCACUAUCCCGGGCUAUUUUGCAGAAAGCUGGUCCAAAGCUCCAGCAAGAGUUGUAUGCUGUCAAGCAGGGAGCAGUGGAGAAAAUAGGUAGCAUAUUCAUAACAAGUGGCUGUAAUCUGAACUGCCAAGCUGUCUUCCAUGUCGUGGCACCAACUUGGGAUAAUGCAGCAGGGCACUCUCAGCAGAUCAUGGCAAAUAUAAUCAAGAAAUGUUUGGCAACUGUAGAAGAGUUAUCUUUUUCAUCCAUCGUAUUUCCCAUGAUUGGAACAGGAAAUUUGAGAUUUCCCAAAGCUAUUUUUGCUAACCUAAUUCUUUCGGAAUUGUUCGAAUUUAGUAGCAGAAGCUGGCGGAAAGCCUUACAAAAAGUUUACUUGCUGGUACAUCUAGGUGAUGAUGAAAUCCAACAGGCAUUUUUAGAUGAAUUCACUAAAGGGUCAUAUGGAAAUCCCAACAAGGACAGGAUUCUCACAACUGAAGGUAACCAAGGGGCCUUCAGCCCUAUCUCCAGCCCUGGAAUCAUUUCAUAUGGAAUGAAAACCGGUGCAAUUACUUUCCAGAUUGCUACUGGAGAUAUUAGCAAAGAAAAGGCAGAUGUGAUUGUAAACUCAACGACAAGAACAUUUAAUCUGAAAUCAGGGGUGUCAAAAGCAAUUUUAGAAGGUGCCGGACCAGCUGUGGAAAAUGAAUGUGUUGUACUAGCUGCACAGCCUCACAGAGAUUUUAUAGUUACACAAGGUGGAAACUUGAUGUGCAAGAUAAUAAUCCAUGUUCUUGGGGAAAAUGAUGUCAGGGAAACGGUCUCCACUGUUCUAGAAGAGUGUGAGCAGAGGAAGUACACUUCUGUUUCCCUUCCGGCCAUCGGAACAGGAAAUGCUGGAAAAAACCCAGCCACAGUUGCUGAUGAUAUGAUCAGUGCUGUUAUAGACUUCGCAAGGAAACAUCCCAUCCCAUCAUUACGGAGAGUUAAAGUUGUCAUCUUUCUAUUGGAAUUGCUACAUGUAUUCUAUGACAACAUGAAAAAGAGAAAGAAGUCCACGUCACCUGUCCAUCAGCCCACACGCUUCGAGACUGCAUGUAAUCUUCCUGAACACUGGGCUGACAUGAAUCAGCAGCUAUCCUGUGUGAUUGAGCUACUCCCCGGACAGCCAGAAUAUGACACCGUAAAGGACAAGUUCUCUGAGACUUGUCCUUCCUACAAAAUAGAGAAGAUUGAAAGGAUACAGAAUGUAUGCAUCUGGCAGAGCUACCAGAUAAAGAAAAACCACAUGGACAUGAAGAAUGGCCAUACAGAUAAUGAGAGAAUCCUGUUCCAUGGGACAGAUGCAGACUCAGUGCCAUAUGUCAAUGAGCAUGGCUUUAAUCGCAGUUAUGCUGGGAAAAAUGGAGCAGCUUAUGGACAAGGAACCUAUUUUGCUGUUAAUGCCAAAUAUUCUGCUAAAGAUAAAUACUCCACACCAGACAGCAAUGGGAGAAAGCAUGUUUAUGUUGUACGAGUGCUUACAGGAGUCUACACAUGCGGACAUGCAAGAUUAGUUACCCCUCCGUCAAAGAAUCCUCACAAUCCCACAGAUCUCUUUGACUCUGUCACAGAUGAUACACAACAUCCAAGUCUAUUUGUGGUAUUCUCUGAUAAUCAAGCUUACCCAGAAUAUCUCAUAACUUUUAGGUGUUAAAAAAUGGUUUUUUUUUAACCUCUAAGAGAUUGUUUAGUUGUCUAUUUAUAAGAACAAAUUUAUAGAAUUUUUGUCUUUGCCUUUGGCUUGUUUAUGUAGAUAAAAAUGUCUCUGUUAGGUGCUAAAAUGCUGAAAACAGCCUUUCAAGAAUGCUCUAUUGCAAUUUGUAGCAUACCUCUUUUCUGAGCAUACUGAUGGGUGGAAGCUAAGAAAUGUGGGUGACAUAAUUAUAGCUACAACUAUUUACAGACACCAAAUGUGUCAAAGAACAAAGAGCACAUUACUUUUAUCUAGUAGAGAAGAAAUAAGACGAAUCUCUUUAAAGCCAAGAUGUCAUUGCUCUAAUAGAGCAUGUUAAGACAUUAAACUGUGCUGGGCUCAACUGUACUGUUAAAUGAAUAGGCUGCUAAUGUGUAUCUGUAAGCGCUAAGAAUUUUGCCCCCCUGAAGAAGUACUUAGUAGCUAUAGUUCAGCUAGAAUGACUGAAUCAAAUCUGUUAUGGAGUAAAUCAGGUAAAAAUGUGUUGUAUCACUAUCUGAUGCUACAUGACAACUUACUACAAAAUUUAAGGGCUUAGUGAAUAAGAAAUUCAGGUGUGGCUUAGCUGGGUCAUUCUGACUUAGGGUUUCUCCUAAAGAUGAAUAAAGAUGUCAGCAGGGGAUGCAGUGUUCUGCAGUGGCUUGAUUAGAGCUGGAAGAUCUGCUUCCAAGAUAAAUCACUCAGAUAGCUACAGAGUUUUUGCUGGUUGACAGAAGUCCUCAGUUUUUCUCCCCAUAGUCGUCUCCAGGCUGCUUACAUUGCUCAUGAUGUGGUAUUCCACAGCCAGUAAUUCAGGAGAGAGACAGGCUGAAGCCAUGAUGUCUUUUGUGACCUAGCUUCUGAGUCAUACUCCACCUUUUCCACAGCAUCCUGUUGGUUCCACAGAUCAGCUCUUUCAGUGUAAACAGGAAUUACACAGGACCUGGACACCAGUGGACAGAGAUUGUCGGGGACCAUCUUAGAAGCCGUAUAGAUGAGUGAAGGACUGAUACAUUGAUGAAAUGUUAGCAGUGAAAAGGACUCUAGAGGUCAUCUAAGCUCACUGUCCUCUCCUCUUUCUCCUCACCCAUCCGUACUCCCAGGGCAAAAAGCCCUCGAGUCUCUGCUUGACCACUUCUUCAUCUUAAGGAUAACUUGUUCCAUCCCAAGACAUCUGUAACUAUGGGAAAACUCUUGUUUACACAUGAGUUGAAAUCUCUUCUUCUGUGUCUAUUGCCUGCUGGUCACUGUCUCACCUUCUGGAGGGCACUGAGCAUUUAUCAUUCUUUUUACAGAUGGUGGCCCUUCAGAUUCAUCUCUUCCCUCUAUUAUACUAGAGUUAGGUAAAUUCUUGAAAUACUUAGCAGCUUAUCCUGAAGCGUUACUUAUCAGGAGUUGAAGACAUUUAAGAAGUGUUUACAUAAUCAUAAAUAAGCAGAUGUACAUUAAAAGGAGUACAGGGAAGUUUAAAGAAAAUAACUCCCUUCUCCAUACUGUAUCACUCAUAAUUGCAACAUUCAGAGGAACAUUUCAGAGGAAACCACUGCCAACAUUCCUUUUUUUUUUUUAAUAUUUUAUUUAUUUGUUUGACAGACAGAUCACAAGUAGGCAGAGA
Mustela erminea (ermine) is the source of this 4775-nucleotide messenger RNA. It is a transcript of the gene PARP15, whose product is annotated as poly(ADP-ribose) polymerase family member 15. Gene Ontology annotation, molecular function: NAD+ poly-ADP-ribosyltransferase activity; transcription corepressor activity. Gene Ontology annotation, biological process: negative regulation of gene expression. The transcript has 13 exons. The record is from RefSeq and is a predicted model, not a curated record. Lineage: Eukaryota; Metazoa; Chordata; Mammalia; Carnivora; Mustelidae. Gene Ontology annotation, cellular component: nucleus; cytoplasm. The coding region runs from base 1391 to 3142 and encodes 583 amino acids.